This is a messenger RNA of Zingiber officinale, 1866 nucleotides long. RefSeq names its product dihydrolipoyl dehydrogenase 1, mitochondrial-like. Bases 119 to 1714 code for a protein of 531 amino acids. The record is from RefSeq and is a predicted model, not a curated record. Gene Ontology annotation, cellular component: oxoglutarate dehydrogenase complex; mitochondrion. The transcript is spliced from 2 exons. NCBI's taxonomy places the organism in Eukaryota, Viridiplantae, Streptophyta, Magnoliopsida, Zingiberales, Zingiberaceae. Gene Ontology annotation, molecular function: dihydrolipoyl dehydrogenase (NADH) activity; flavin adenine dinucleotide binding.
ACUUAUGUGCAAAAUUUGUAUAUGUAUCCCAUCAACCGUACGAUCUUUAUCGGGCGGUCGUUCUCUGUUUUGAUCGACUGAGUCAUCCCUUCGCCUCUGGACUCGCGCUCCUAUUUAUAUGAUAUUUAAUCUCCUACUAUUUAUAAAGCAACAAAAUUGCUUCUUUUCUUUCUCUUCUAUACGGCGUCAGGGUGCGAGAGAAGAAGCGAUGGCGAUGGCGAGCUUCGCGAGGCGAAGGGCCGGGGAUCUCUUCCGGACGGAGGCAAUGCGGCGGUCCUCCGUGUUCUUCAGGGGCUUCGCGGCGGCAGUGGGCGACGAGAACGACGUGGUGGUGAUCGGCGGCGGCCCUGGGGGGUACGUGGCGGCGAUCAAGGCCGCGCAGUUAGGUCUUAAGACGACGUGCAUCGAGAAGAGGGGAACCCUCGGAGGCACCUGCCUCAACGUUGGCUGCAUCCCUUCCAAGGCUCUCCUUCAUUCCUCUCAUAUGUACCAUGAAGCUAAGCAUGCAUUCCCAAGUCAUGGUGUUAAGUUCACUCAGCUUGAAAUUGACCUACCUGCCAUGUUGGCACAGAAAGAUAAAGCUGUUUCUGGUCUCACUCGAGGUAUUGAAGGCUUGUUCAAGAAGAAUAAAGUAAACUAUGUCAAAGGUUCUGGCAAAUUCAUUUCACCAUCAGAAGUUUCUGUAGACACCCUUGAUGGAGGAAACACAGUUGUCAAAGGCAAAAACAUCAUCAUUGCCACCGGCUCUGAUGUGAAAUCUCUCCCUGGAAUUACUAUAGACGAGAACAAAAUUGUUUCGUCCACUGGAGCUCUAUCUUUGUCCACCGUCCCAAAGAAAUUGGUGGUGAUUGGUGCAGGCUACAUUGGUUUGGAGAUGGGAUCAGUUUGGGGACGGCUCGGUGCUGAGGUCACUGUUGUUGAGUUUGCACCUGAUAUUGUUCCUUCCAUGGAUGAUGAGGUAAGGAAGCAGUUUCAGCGCAUGCUUGAGAAGCAGAAAAUGAAAUUCAUGCUCAAGACAAAGGUUGUUGCGGUUGACACUUCAGCGGAUGGGGUUAAGUUGACAGUUGAACCCGCAGCUGGAGGCGAACAGAGCACGCUUGAGGCAGAUGUUGUUCUUGUAUCUGCCGGUCGCAUCCCUUAUACGGCAGGUCUUGGACUAGAGAAGAUCGGAGUACAAACCGAUAAGGCAGGAAGGAUCACAGUUGACAAGCACUUCAAGACCAAUGUUUCGGGAGUAUAUGCCAUUGGCGAUGUGAUACCAGGGCCUAUGCUUGCCCACAAGGCAGAAGAAGAUGGAGUUGCAUGCGUAGAGUUCAUCGCAGGUAAGGAAGGUCAUGUCGACUAUGAUAUGGUCCCAGGAGUGGUGUACACACACCCUGAGGUGGCUUCAGUUGGCAAGACGGAGGAGCAAGUGAAGUCCCUGGGGUUGGCAUACAGAGUUGGCAAGUUCCCAUUCUUGGCCAACAGCCGCGCCAAGGCUAUUGACGACGCGGAGGGGUUAGUGAAGAUAUUAGCUGAGAAAGAGACUGACAAGAUCCUCGGCGUCCACAUAAUGUCACCCAAUGCCGGGGAGCUCGUCCACGAAGCUGUUCUGGCUCUCCAAUAUGGAGCCUCGAGUGAAGACAUUGCUAGAACAUGUCAUGCGCACCCGACUAUGAGUGAGGCUGUGAAGGAAGCUGCCAUGGCUACAUACGACAAGCCUAUUCACAUAUGAGUACUUGCUACUUGCCACAUUAUGAUCUUUGGAUUUUUUUAUUUAUUUAUUUUUGGAAUAAUUUAUAAACUUUUGAUAAAAGAACAUUUCAAUUUGUACUCGUUUAUCGUUGCUUGAGGCUCUCAAUCGAGAUUUGUUCAGGCUUCAUAGCU